AUGGCAAAGCCGUUCUACAGACUUCAACGCUUCUUGCGGCGGACUCAGUUGCUUUUUCUCUUCCUGGGUGUGGCUUACAUCAUGGCAGGAAGUGUCCUCUUGCUGCAGAGAUCAGGACUGGUGGUUUCUCAGCGUGGUAGCUUGCUCCCUCCACCCUCGCUGCCUUCACCUCCACGAGCACUCGAGGCUCCUGCUUUCAGGACUGGGCAUAUUGUGAUGGCUUCACAGUUGGGGAGAAAUAUGUAUCAGGCUGGUCAGGCAGAUGAUGGGAGAGAAGCACAAUGGCUGAUGUCACGGAACCAAGAGAUCCGGCAUCUUCGGCGGCGCUGGUUCCACAGUCUGAUGUCAGAGCAGGACACGAACAGGGUGGAGAGAGUUACUCCGAAGAGGAAAGUCAUGCACAAAGGAACCUACAUUGGAUGUUUUUUGGAUGAUGCUAAAGACCGAACCCUGAAAGGCAUGGUGUUCUAUGAUUUCCGCAAAAUGACCAGCACGUUAUGUCAAGACACGUGCACAGAGAGUGGGUACCAGUAUGCUGGCCUGGAGUAUGGGUCCGAGUGUUACUGUGGCAACCGCAUAGCUGGUGCCCGGAUGAAGGAGGAAGAGUGUCAUCUGGACUGUAAAGGAGAGAAGGGAUCUAUCUGUGGGGGCGUGGCCCGUCUGUCUGUCUACAAAGUGGAGGAGGUUCUUCCCAGCCAAAGGAGAUACAGGAACGUACGCUAUCGUGGCUGCUUCAGAAGACCAGACAACACCUCUGCGGCAUCUCUGAUCCGCAUGGUUCAGCCUAACCUCACCUCCCAGAUGUGCAUCGAGGCCUGCAUGGACAAGGAGUUUCCGUUAGCCAUGCUGAGCGCUCCGGAGUGUUUCUGCGGCUACACUACUCCACAGUUCUCCCUCCAUGAUCCAGUCAACCAAGAACACUGUACUCAGAACAACAGCAGCCUGGUGGCUGAAAAACCACACCCCUACUUCCUGCAGGUCUAUCAGACCCCCGUGCAGGACUCCAGAUGUACGGAGAGAAGAUUCCUGCCAGAAAAGUUGACCCGGUUGGUGGCUCUGUCCAGUUUUCCUGGAGCAGGGAACACCUGGGUGAGACACCUGAUCGAGCUCGCUACUGGAUAUUACACAGGCAGCUACUACUUCGACGGCACACUUUACAAUCGAGGCUUCAAGGGUGAGAAGGAUUACUGGAAAAGUGGACGCACCAUCUGCGUGAAGACGCACGAGAGCGGCAAGCGUGACAUCGAGAUGUAUGACUCGGCCAUCUUGCUGAUUAGAAACCCGUACCGUUCUCUCAUGGCCGAGUUUAAUCGCAAAUGUGCAGGACAUCUCGGCUUCGCCUCGGACCAGCACUGGAAGAGCAACGAAUGGCCUGAGUUUGUGGGCAGUUACGCAUCCUGGUGGGCGUCUCACGUCCUCGACUGGCUCCGAUUUGGCCAGAAGCUGCUGGUGAUUCAUUAUGAAGAGCUGCAGGAGUCGCUGGUGCCCAGACUCCGCUCUGUUAUCGCCUUUCUCAAUGUCAGCACCAGCGAAGAACGUCUGCUCUGCGCCGAAACCAACAAGGACGGGCAUUUCAAACGCUCCAGUGCGCAUCGGCCCACCUUUAACCCCUUCACCCCGGACAUGAGACGCUUGAUUGACAGUUAUAUUACAGUAGUGGAUCAGGCACUCAGAGACAGCAACCACAGUGGCCUGCCUCAGGAGUACAUCCCAAGAUGA
This is a messenger RNA of Neoarius graeffei (lesser salmon catfish), 1719 nucleotides long. RefSeq names its product sialate:O-sulfotransferase 1 (gene wscd1a). NCBI's taxonomy places the organism in Eukaryota, Metazoa, Chordata, Actinopteri, Siluriformes, Ariidae. The transcript has 8 exons. Gene Ontology annotation, molecular function: sulfotransferase activity. The record is from RefSeq and is a predicted model, not a curated record. Bases 1 to 1719 code for a protein of 572 amino acids.